Apis laboriosa (Himalayan honeybee) is the source of this 553-nucleotide messenger RNA. RefSeq names its product NADH dehydrogenase [ubiquinone] 1 alpha subcomplex subunit 6 (gene ND-B14). The transcript has 3 exons. The record is from RefSeq and is a predicted model, not a curated record. Gene Ontology annotation, biological process: response to oxidative stress. NCBI's taxonomy places the organism in Eukaryota, Metazoa, Arthropoda, Insecta, Hymenoptera, Apidae. The coding region runs from base 91 to 459 and encodes 122 amino acids.
CGAACUAUGUAAUGUAAAAAUGCAUUAGAUGCAUUAGAAAAGUCUAUCAUAUCCAUGAAUACUGCAGAGUAUUAUAUAUAAAGUGCAAAUAUGGCUACUCCUGCAAAAGCAGCUGUGAAACAUGUAAAACCAAUUUUAUCAUUGACUCCUAUAGAAGCUCGAAGAAGAGUAAUAUCAUUAUAUAAAACAUGGUACCGACAAAUUCCAUUUAUUUUGUCCAAUUAUGAUCUUCCAAGAACAAAAAAAGAGUGUCAACAAAAAUUAAGAGAGGAAUUUAAACGUAAUGCUCAUAUAAAUGAUUUAAGAGUAAUUGAUUUGUUACUUAUUAAGGGACAAAUGGAACUUCAAGAAGUUUGUGCUCAAUGGAAACCACCUGCAACAGUGUUGAAUUAUUGGAAGGAAACACAUGAACCAAAGCCAAAAGAUUUUAUGUCAAAGUUUUUAUCAGGUCAAGAUUAAAUUUUAUAUAGUAUAAUUAAAUAUGUAAAAUUUAUAAAUUAUAUUAAAAGAAUAUAUAGUUGUCUGAAAAUUAAAUAUGGAAAAAAGAAGAAAA